UCUCUUCACCUCUCCGGUGACGGCAAUAAUAACAAGCGGACCGCGGAGCGCAGACAGACGUGGGUCUCCUCAUACCAGCACCCAUGCUCACCCAGUAGUGAAUGGUUACCGGGUAUCAGUCGAAGGUCGUGCCUCGCUUCCCGAGUGGUGGUUUGGCAACCCCGUGUGGAGCCGAAGGGUCGUCGCAAGGCACCCCCAACCCCCGUGGAAAGGCCCAUAACUAUAGUAGUCACUAGGCCUCACAGGCCACACCCUCACUUAGUAAAGUAACCAUACUUGGGACCUUUACCCAGAGCUGCUCUAGUGUAAUAGUCGCUGAAGGUGAUGAAGGACACAUAGAUGGCCUUGGCCAUUGGCUAUGUGGUGUGAUGGCUCUGGCGGCUCCAAGGCGGGGAGCCGGCCGAGGCACCUCCCUAGCCCCGAGCAGUAGCACAGUUUAUGUAUCCAAUCUGCCUUUCUCCCUCACCAACAAUGACCUCACAAAGAUAUUUGAAAAGUUCGGGAAAGUCGUCAGGGUAACAAUUCUGAGGGACAAGGAGACCCGCAAAAGCCGUGGUGUAGCGUUUCUGCUUUACCUGACCCGAGAGGAGGCCCAGACAUGUGUGGACAACACUGAUGGCUGCAUACUCUUUGGUCGCACAGUGAAGGCAAGCAUUGCCAAGGACAACGGCCGUGCUCCUGAGUUCAUUAGACGACGAGAAUAUCCUGACAAAUCAAGGUGCUACGAGUGUGGGGAAUUUGGCCAUCUGAGUUAUGCUUGCCCUAACAACUUACUAGGGGACCGAGAACCUCCAAAGAAGAAGUCAAAGAAGAGAAAGAAGGAAGCUGAGUCUAAAGCAAAUAAGUUCUGCAAGUCAGGGGACACAGAUGAAGAGGUAGAUGAAGAGGAAGAAAACUUCGAGGACGAAUCUCUGAGUGCAGCCAUUAGAUAUCAGCAAGAAUUACGAGAGGCAGAGACCUUCCAGGAGAGAAUCUCUGUUGGGCAUCACUUGAAGGAAACAGAGGAGAAGCAUAAGGCAAAGAUCAAGAAAUCUUCCUACUUCAGUGAUGAGGAAGAACUGAGUGACUGCUGAAGGCCAGCAGUUUCGGUGGACAGCUCGUGGAAGGUACAUUUAUUUUGUACACUCACAAUAAAGCAGAAACAGAA
This is a messenger RNA of Portunus trituberculatus (swimming crab), 1147 nucleotides long. RefSeq names its product zinc finger CCHC-type and RNA-binding motif-containing protein 1-like. Gene Ontology annotation, cellular component: U12-type spliceosomal complex. Lineage: Eukaryota; Metazoa; Arthropoda; Malacostraca; Decapoda; Portunidae. Gene Ontology annotation, molecular function: RNA binding; zinc ion binding. The record is from RefSeq and is a predicted model, not a curated record. The transcript is spliced from 6 exons. The coding region runs from base 369 to 1073 and encodes 234 amino acids. Gene Ontology annotation, biological process: mRNA splicing, via spliceosome.